GGUUGGUCUGAGGCUGCUCUUCUCUUGCGCGAUGAAAGGCUUGAAGAUACAUAUAUGCCUAAGCCUCGCAGAUUUCACUGCUGGAAAUUGGCAUGUCUUUCCAGUGCGCAGCACUCUUCAAUGACCUCACGAGAUAUCCCAGACUCGGUGUCUUCCUCCACCCGUUAUCUACCCCGCAAACGUCAUUGAAGCCAUAUUAUAUAUCCAGCUCUGCCGGAAGCCAUCACAUACUACUAUAUGUACAUCCUUGUGCUAUCACAUUGUUUCAAUCCGGUUAUACCAACAAGUGCCGCCGCUCCCAGCAAACAUCCUCCGUCUCUGACCACUACUCGCCUACGUCUUCUCUGUCCUCCCCACUGCCCUUCCCUGUCACUGCCCUGUCACUCUGCUAUCCAUCUGGAAGUUGCACGAUAGCGGCAGCUUGUCUUGGCUGCUGCUUAUAGGCUUGGGUUUAUCUGGAAUGAUUCCUUACCCGGCUCAUUGCUAUAUUCUUUCCCCUUUGCUUUCUCGUUUCAGAUGCGGCUAGGCGGGAGGCUGGCUGUUGGAGCUUGCCAUCUAUGCCCCCCAAGCGAAGGAAAAAAAGAAAAGGGUGUCAAACGAAAGGGACUUGAUGAAGUAAGGCUAUAUAAUGCCUCCUUGCUGUUUACGUGCUAGAUCGCCGAACACGGCGAUCCUGUCCGCUGGUCCAAGAGCAACUGCAAUUACCAAUAGCUCACUCGCCGUCAACGGCAGUUUUGGGUUCGAUUUAUUUCUCGAUGGCAAUGUCCAAACCCUGUCUAGCAACCAUGCUCCUCAAAACCUCAUUUCUGGACUUCUUUUCGUCCCAAGUCUUCCAGCAGAUGACCCGUGCAAUAACAUGACAGCGCCCUUCAUAACCACAAAUGUCACUCGCCAGAAGGACGUCUCUGGUUUGGAAUUUCACACUCUCGGUCUAGCACCAUGGGUGUCAUCCAGCUGUACACUGUCAUUCCUAUCCUCCGCGCAGAGAGCCAAGAUUGGGGCUCUCAUCUUCUACCGGCCUGAUAGCGAUAGCAUGGGACUACCUCCGCCUGCAGGGGACCCAAACCCAACCUGGAACCUGGGCGAUCAGGGAAAAUGGAGAUCCCAAAAUCAAUACCCGGUUCUUGCGAUUCCCGGCCCGGCUGGCGUCACGCUGAUGCGCCAACUUUCCUUGUUCUCCGGGAAUUCCGCCGGAUCUCCCUCAUCCGCUGUUAGGAUGUUCACCGUGAUCAAUCUGGGUGAGAAAGCAAGUGUCAAGAGUAGCAAUAACGCCAAAUCAAGCAGUAACAAUAAUGAUAAUGACAAUGGCAUGCACACACUCUGGCCGUUCACAUUCAUCAUUAUUGGAAUCCUCGUCGCCCUCGGCAUCGUAUUUCUCAUUGUCCAUCGGAUCCUCCAAAGAAGACACAGGGAUAGUAUCACCCAAGAAAUAACACUAGGGCAAACACCAGGCAUCGGACCAGCUCUUCCACGACAAUUCCGCACUCGAUCUAGGGUCCCGAGAGACAUGCUCAAUAAGAUCCCGCAGUACACGUACCCUGAUCUCACAGUUCCGCCGAAAGUCGCAGGCGCGACGGCUACUGAGACAUCGUCUUAUGUUGAGAAAGAAGCAUCACCACCAUCGAUAGGGCAAUCUGGCCCCAACGACAAUGACAGCAAACAACCUCCUGAAUCUAGUCGAUUGGAUUAUUGCGAGGUCAGGAAACCGGAAGCUGUAGCUGUAGCUACCACGACAGCCGUUGCUGCUGCCAGUGAAGAAUCUCUUCAGCAGGUUAAGGACUAUCAGCACCGACUUGCUAUAAGUCAAUCGCAGACAACCUGUGUUAUCUGUCUCGAUGACUUUGUACCGAGACUGUCGACCAUCCGUGAACUUCCAUGCGAGCACAUAUUUCAUUCCAGCUGCAUUGACCCUUUUCUCACGCAGAGCAAUAGUUUUUGCCCUCUGUGCAAGAGGGACGUGCUGGCCUCGAUUUCUGAGAAUGGUAAUAAAACCGGUGUUCAUGGUAGUAGAUACUCAAGUUUUAUUCCUAUAUAA
Monascus purpureus is the source of this 2035-nucleotide messenger RNA. The record is from the annotation of a GenBank genome assembly. Lineage: Eukaryota; Fungi; Ascomycota; Eurotiomycetes; Eurotiales; Aspergillaceae.